AUGGACAUCACUUGCCCGCCACAUGUGUCUGUGAAUGACGCCCAACCACUUGCUCCCCCACUUGCAGAGGAUCAAGGCUACAGCCCAGUGUGCGCGCGGGGAAGGAGGCACAGAGACAGCCCCGACAGGCCACCGCGCAGCUCUGGUGGCCCCCACGCCACCUCUCGCUCCGCAGACCCGCGCCAGGGCGGCCUCUGGGCCGGAGCGGGCACGCGGCAGCGGGCGCUGGGAGGUGGGGCUGGGGGAGGAGAGGGAGAAGGAGGGAGGCGGGCGGGAGGGGAGGAUCCGGGAAGCUCCAGGGUAUUUGACAGGACCGAGGGCGGACGCAAAGGACGCGGAGGACCUCUGGGUGCCUGCAGGGGAGCUGCUCCAGCAGGGCCGCCGGGAGCGGUGGGGAGAGCAUCGCGGAGCCGCCCCUCCACGCGCCUGCCGGGCCGCGAUCGCCCUCGGGGCUCUCCUGGUAGCAGUGCCAGGGCGCAGAGCUCGGCUGAUCUCCCGCCCCCGCCACCUCCGCCACUAUGCUGCUCCCCCAGCUCUGCUGGCUGCUGCUGCUGGCGGUGCUGCUCCGUCCGGUGCCCGCAGCAGAAGUUCUCGGCGCUCACGUUUUUGAGAGUUGAUCAAGAUAAAGACAAGGAUUGUAGCUUGGACUGUGCGGGUUCGCCUCAGAAACCUCUCUGCGCAUCUGACGGAAGGACCUUCCUUUCCCGUUGUGAAUUUCAGCGUGCCAAGUGCAAAGACCCCCAGCUAGAGAUUGCAUAUCGAGGAAACUGCAAAGACGUGUCCAGGUGUGUGGCCGAAAGGAAGUACACCCAGGAGCAAGCCCGGAAGGAGUUUCAGCAAGUGUUCAUUCCUGAGUGCAAUGACGACGGCACCUACAGUCAGGUCCAGUGUCACAGCUACACAGGAUACUGCUGGUGUGUCACGCCCAACGGAAGGCCCAUCAGCGGCACUGCCGUGGCCCACAAGACGCCCCGGUGCCCGGGUUCCAUCAAUGAAAAGUUACCGCAACGCGAAGGCACAGGAAAAACAGAUGAUGCCGCGGCUCCGGCGUUGGAGACUCAGCCUCAAGGAGAUGAAGAAGAUAUUGCAUCACGUUACCCUACCCUUUGGACUGAACAGGUUAAAAGUCGGCAGAACAAAACCAAUAAGAAUUCAGUGUCAUCCUGUGACCAAGAGCACCAGUCUGCCCUGGAGGAAGCCAAGCAGCCCAAGAACGACAACGUGGUGAUCCCUGAGUGUGCGCACGGCGGCCUCUACAAGCCAGUGCAGUGCCACCCCUCCACGGGGUACUGCUGGUGCGUCCUGGUGGACACCGGGCGCCCCAUUCCCGGCACAUCCACAAGGUAUGAGCAGCCAAAAUGUGACAACACGGCCAGGGCCCACCCAGCCAAAGCCCGGGACCUGUACAAGGGCCGCCAGCUACAAGGUUGCCCGGGUGCCAAAAAGCAUGAGUUUCUGACCAGUAUUCUGGAUGCGCUGUCCACGGACAUGGUCCACGCUGUCUCCGACCCCUCCUCCUCGUCAGGCAGGCUCUCGGAACCCGACCCCAGCCACACCCUAGAGGAGCGCGUGGUGCACUGGUACUUCAGACUCCUCGACAAAAACUCCAGUGGAGACAUCGGCAAAAAGGAAAUCAAACCCUUCAAGAGGUUCCUUCGCAAAAAAUCAAAGCCCAAAAAAUGCGUGAAGAAGUUUGUUGAAUACUGUGAUGUGAAUAAUGACAAGUCCAUCUCAGUACAAGAACUGAUGGGCUGCCUGGGUGUGGCUAAAGAGGACGGCAAAGCAGACACCAAGAAGCGCCACACCCCCAGAGGUAAUACUGAAAGUACGUCUAAUAGACAGCCCAGGAAACAAGGAUAAAUGGCUCCCACAGCGAAGGCAGUUCCUAGACAUGUGGGAAACUCCCUCACCAAACGAGCAAUUAAGAAAACAAAAACAGAAACACAUAGUAUUUGCACUUUGUACUUUAAAUGUAAAUUCACUUUGUAGAAAUGAGAUAUUUAAACAGACUGUUUUAAUCUGUGAAAAUGGAGAGUUGGCUUCAGAAAAUUAAUCACAUACAAUGUAUGUGUCCUCUUUUGACCUUGGAAAUCUGUAUGUGGUGGAGAUGUAUUUGAAUGCAUUUAGGCUUAAUUUCUUCGCCUUCCACAUGUUAACAGUGGAGCUCUAGGCACUCUGGUUGCAAUCCUAUGGCUUCCCUAACCCCUGCAGUCACUUCCAGAUGGCUGUGCUUACAGCAUUGCGGAAUCAUGUUGGAAGCUCCACAUUUCCGUGGAAGGUUGUGAUGUACGGUUGACCCUUCAGGCAGUUAACAUGCACGGGCUGGUUUGUUUCUUGGGAUUUUCUGUUAGUUUGUCUUGUUUUGCUUUCCAGAGAUCUUGCUCGUACAAUGAAUCACGCAACCACUAAAGCUAUCCAGUUAAGUACAGGUAGUUCCCCUGGAGGAAAUACUAUUUCCAAACUGUCUUUGGUGUGAUACUUUGGCUCAAAGGAUGUUUGCUUUUCCAUUUUAAGCUUCUGUUUGAGUUUUGCCCUGGGGCUUGAGCGAGUCCCGGAGAGUCGUUCUGGUGGUGGGAGGCUGCCUAGGAGGGGCCCAUCCUUCCAAAAUGUAAAUCCAGUCACGGUGUGACCGAGCUGCCUAACAGGCUUGUCUGCCUGGUUUUUCCCCCACAUGAUCCUCCUAUCUGGUCCACCCCAGGGCUACCGGAAGGUAAAGUCUUCACCUGAACCAAUUAUGAGCAAUCUCCUUACUGAAGGCACAGCUGGAUCCAUGGUGCCCCCAGGGCUGGUGUUGGCAGCCGGGGAGAAGUGCCUGUGGGUCCCCACGGUUCCUUUCUACUUUUCUGAAUGCAUCAAGGGUACAAGAACUUGCCAAUGGGAAAUUCAUCUGGGUGGCACUGGCAGAGAAGGAUAGGAUUGGAAUGCCCACACGGUGACCAAAGAACUGGCCUGCGUGCACAGCCAGCUGCCCCCCUCAGGCCUGGGCCUGGAGCUCAGAGCGCCCUCUGUCUGUGAGGAACUGUUUGGAGGAUGGUCUGAGAGCGGAAACUUCAAUGUGAUUCUAUCUCGGCUCAGACUGUUGUUUGGAAAAGCAUCUUCAUGGCCCCAAAUCCCCUGACACAUGCCUUGUAGAAGAUGUUUGUGAGGUUGGGAUGCUUGUGGAGCAUCGCAUAAGGCUUCUUACUUAUUUAAACUGUGCAAGGUAAAAAUCAAGCCUUUGAAGCCACAGAACCAGCUCAAGUACAUGCCAAUGUUGUUUAAGAAACAGUUAUGAUCCUAAACUUUUUGGAUAAUCUUUUAUAUUUCUGACCUUUGAAUUUAAUCAUUUUUCUUAGAUUAAAAUAAAGUAUGCUAUUAAAACUA
Rhinopithecus roxellana (golden snub-nosed monkey) is the source of this 3363-nucleotide messenger RNA. RefSeq names its product SPARC related modular calcium binding 2 (gene SMOC2). The transcript has 15 exons. Gene Ontology annotation, cellular component: basement membrane. Gene Ontology annotation, biological process: extracellular matrix organization. Gene Ontology annotation, molecular function: protein binding; heparin binding; calcium ion binding. Bases 1 to 1860 code for a protein of 619 amino acids. Lineage: Eukaryota; Metazoa; Chordata; Mammalia; Primates; Cercopithecidae. The record is from RefSeq and is a predicted model, not a curated record.